CCUCGGACUCAACAACUCCUGCUGCCUGUGAAAGAUCACCAUCCAUCUCACAGCUCAUGUUGAAACACAUUUCAGAAUGAGCAACUUCGUCGCCAACGAGGGACUCUCAAUCUUUGUUAUUCUGGUAUGGCUGGGGAUCAAUGCCUACCUGUUUGUCCAGUUCUACAUGAACUUCCUGGUCCAGAGGUGGUUUUACACCAGGGUCCUGCUUGGGCAUGCUUUGUCCUGGGCCAGAGCUCCUGCUGCCUGCCUGAACUUCAACUGCAUGCUCAUUCUGCUGCCAGUCUGCAGAAACCUCCUCUCCAUUCUUCGUGGCACCAUACAGUGCUGCAGUCGCACAGCAGCUCGGCAACUAGAUCGAAACCUCACUUUUCACAAACUGGUGGCUUACAUGAUUGCCUUCCAUACAGCCGUGCACAUAGGCGCACAUUUGUUCAACUUUGAGUUUUUUAUGGAUGCCCAGCUCAAUCGCAACACCAGCCUUCUGACCUUUGUCCUGUCAGAAAUUGGUAAUGGGGACAAUGCCUCCUUCCUCAACCCCAUCAGGACAAAUGAGACGAAUCCUACCAUCGUCAUGUUCACCACCGUCGCCGGGCUGACAGGUGUGGUCAUCACUCUAGCUCUCAUCCUCAUCAUCACUUCAUCCAUGGAGGUCAUCCGCAGGUCAUACUUUGAGGUGUUCUGGUACACGCAUCAUCUCUUCGUCAUCUUCUUCAUCGGCCUGGUGUUUCACGGCUACGCGCGUAUUGUGCGAGGACAGACGACGGAGAGCUUGAAGACAAAUAUACCUGAACACUGUGCUGACGAUUUUGAAAACUGGGGUAUAAAUGGGUCCGGCUGUGCUGUGCCAGAGUUUGCUGGAAACCCACCAGGGACAUGGAAGUGGGUGUUGGGUCCCAUGAUCCUCUAUGUGUGUGAGAGGAUUGUUCGCAUCUAUCGAUCCCACCAAAAAGUGGUCAUUACUAAGGUGGUGAUGCACCCUUCCAAGACUCUGGAGCUGCAGAUGAAGAAGAAAGGCUUCCAUAUGGAGGUGGGGCAGUACGUCUUCAUCCAGUGUCCGUCUGUCUCCAGGCUCGAGUGGCACCCCUUCACCCUGACCUCUGCCCCCGAGGAAGACUACUUCAGCGCCCACAUCCGUAUUGUCGGGGACUGGACUCAGGCGCUGUAUGAGGCCUGUGGAGGAAACACAAAUGAACCUCUGGAGGCCUGGACCCUGCCCAAGAUGGCCAUAGACGGUCCGUUCGGUACCGCCAGCGAGGACGUGUUUCGUUACGAGGUGGUCAUGCUGGUGGGCGCAGGAAUUGGAGUGACUCCUUUUGCCUCCAUCCUCAAGUCUGUGUGGUACAAACGCAUCCAGAACAACCAAGAUGUCUUCACUAAGAAGAUCUACUUCUACUGGCUGUGUCCUGAGACCGAAGCCUUCGAGUGGUUUGCAGACCUGCUGCAGUCUCUGGAGCGCCAGAUGACGGAGAAAGGCAUGAUGGACUUCCUCAGCUACAACAUCUACCUCACCCGCUGGAAGGAGCAGGAGGCAGCUCAUUUCCGUGUUCACCACGAGGCGGAGAACGAUCCCAUCACCGGGCUGAAGCAGAAGACUUUUUACGGGAAACCUAACUGGGACAACGAGUUCACCAAUAUUGAAUCACGGCAUCCGAGAUCUAAAGUCGGUGUGUUCCUGUGCGGCCCACCUAUGCUGGGGAAAGCUCUGGAGAAACAGUGUCUGUCUCAUUCAGAGGCUGAUGUCAAGUUCAUCUUCAAUAAAGAAAACUUCUAAAAAAAAAAGUAAAAACAUACGGCAGCCGGAUCACAAUAAGAAAGGAAACGUUCCAAGUAGCUGCCUGAUUAUGAGUCCACAUCAAGUUUGCUCUGAAUUUUACACCACAAGCGACUAAAUUAACACCUGUAACGAGCGGCCGCUCAUCAGCGACAGGCGUGAGCGUGAGCUUCUCGUCUUCGCUGCAGACAUUUUGCAAGGAUGGCAUUGUUACUCAAAAGAAGCCUUGUGGUAUUUUCUAUAUUACUGUCUUCUCCUUUUGUGUUUCUUAAAAAAGUGAAACUACUGCUUUCAAAAUGCUUCUUCCCUUUUUUUUCUCUCUCUCUUUUUCCCACCUCAUUGAUUUACCUUUGUGCCAGACGUGGAUUCUUCUUUUUUAAAAGAGGUUUGAAUUCCCAGACUGGACGGAGGAAGAGGAAGAAGGCUCUAAAGCUUUGGCUGCUGCAGAGACUGCAAAUGUCCUCCACGGAUCAAACAAGCUCCUGGAUGCUUUGUGCUUUUGUGUUGCUGUGUUUUUUGAUAAGAGCAUAAACACUUUUCUUUCAUUCUUUUUUUUUUUAAAGCUUGUUUCAGGGAAAAAUUGACCAAUCAGAUGCAAUCUUCUGCUGUGUGAUUAUCUCCUGAUUUCUCUGAAAGAAGUAGAAAUAUCUGAUCCAAUAAGAACAGGAAAGAGCAGCAGGCUUUGUUCUGUGCAGAGCAGCGAUCUGCUCAGAGCUCUGGAUGGUUUCUCUCUGGCAUGAUGAGAACAGGAAGUGGGCCGGGGGGUAAAUGUGGGUGAAAUGCAUGGUCGGAUCUACUCAUGAAGGCCUGCGUCACUUAAAGCUCCGGAAAAAUGUCCCGCAAGGUGACCCUAUGGCAUUUUAUUGUGUAGUGUGAGAUUGCUUUUUCUCAAUUAAUCACCCACGAAACUAAACAUGUUUUAAAAACUGCCCAAAUCUGACGGCAAUGGUCAGAAAAAUCUUCAAACGAGGCAGAAAAGUAGUUCAACCUUUUUAUUUUCAUAAUAACGAGCCUCUUCUGACCUCCUCUGACCUCAAAUAAAGGGUACAUGUUGUGGUACUUAACAUGCAGCCUGUGUAUUGCUUCAUUUUUUCAGCUGUUUUGUCAUAUUUCUGUAAGUUUUUGCACUCACCACCGUGUGAACUACUGUUUUUAAAAGAAAAAAAUGAGCAUGAACUCAUGGAGAAGUCUGUUAAAAACAUGCUGUUAUUACUAAUGCGUAAUAAAACAAACUCA
Molecule: messenger RNA, 3010 nt
Organism: Archocentrus centrarchus (flier cichlid)
Lineage: Eukaryota; Metazoa; Chordata; Actinopteri; Cichliformes; Cichlidae
Gene: cybb
Product: cytochrome b-245, beta polypeptide (chronic granulomatous disease)
Exons: 14
Coding region: 77-1774 (565 amino acids)
Biological process (GO): superoxide anion generation; defense response
Cellular component (GO): NADPH oxidase complex; plasma membrane
Molecular function (GO): superoxide-generating NAD(P)H oxidase activity
Source: RefSeq, a predicted model, not a curated record